Caenorhabditis remanei is the source of this 639-nucleotide messenger RNA. RefSeq lists its product as uncharacterized. The coding region runs from base 1 to 639 and encodes 212 amino acids. The transcript is spliced from 4 exons. Lineage: Eukaryota; Metazoa; Nematoda; Chromadorea; Rhabditida; Rhabditidae. The record is from RefSeq and is a predicted model, not a curated record.
AUGGGAAAGUUCCCAAAUGGCAGUCGUGGUCCCCAGCAGAAUCGCCAACCGAAUCGGGAGCAAUCUUCCAGAAGUACUCAACCAAACUCCAAUAGCAACAAUUCUGAUGUCGCAUUCGAAGAAUCAUUGAAGCUUUUCAACGAAACAGUCGAUAAAGAAGUGACGAAACUGAUGCAAAAUGGUUGGAAAGCGAUUUCGACAGAAUUGAGCAAAAUGAUUCGGAAUAUUGAAAGUGCCAAGGCUCUUGACAAAUGUUUUGGCUCACAGACAGUGAACUCCUCUACUCGCCAAGAGGGAACAUCCUCUCAACAUGCAACCUCCGAGUCGUCAACACAGAUCGAAGUUGAUGAGCUAAUUGGAUCCUUAAGAACAGUUGCACACAAGUUCAAUGAUUAUUUGACCGAAAUGUCUCUAAGAUCGGACAUCAGUGCAACUAUUCGGAAAUCUUAUCUGACAAAGAUCGCAGAUGAUCUGAAGGCUAUUGAUUUGCCUGAUUUGUCUUCAUCACAUAUGGAUACAGUAAACGCGAGAAAAAUAGUAGUGAAAACUGAACCGAACUCUUCAGAUGAUACUUCAAGAGACCAGCCAGAUCAACAGUCGAAACGGGCUCGUUACUCUCGGAACUCCAAAAAGCAAUGA